Lycium ferocissimum is the source of this 372-nucleotide messenger RNA. RefSeq lists its product as uncharacterized. The transcript has 2 exons. The record is from RefSeq and is a predicted model, not a curated record. NCBI's taxonomy places the organism in Eukaryota, Viridiplantae, Streptophyta, Magnoliopsida, Solanales, Solanaceae. Bases 1 to 372 code for a protein of 123 amino acids.
AUGGCAUCGUUUGACGCUCUGUAUGGGCGAAGGUUUAGGUCUCCAAUUGGUAGCUUUGAAGUUAGUGAAGUAGAAUUGUUAGGGCCUGAUUUGGUCGGUCAAGUAGCUUAUGAACUUGAGUUGCCACAAGAUUUCGCUGCUGUACACCCAGUGUUUCAUGUAUCCAUGUUGAGGAAGUGUGUAGGAGAACCGUCGCUGGUUGUUCCUACUGAUACUAUAACAGUUAAGGAUAGCCUUACCUAUGAGGAGAUCCCCAUAGCCAUUUUUGAUUGUCAGGUUCGCAAGUUGAGAACUAAGGAAGUGGCCUCAGUAAAAGUGUUAGGAGAAGCCAGAAAGUUGAGGGAACUACAUUGGAAGCCGAGGAAGAUAUGA